AUGAGGCGGCCCUGGGGACUCCGGUCCCUAGCUCUCCUCCUCCUGCUGGAGCUGCUGCCUCGGCCAGGCGUUGGCAACGAGGGCAGCGUCACUGGCAGCUGUUACUGCGGGACAACAAUUUCUUCCGGCUCCCCUCCAAAGCGUCAGUUACUGGCACAUCUCCGAAAGCACCUGAAAGUGUAUCAUCGCUGUAACUCCUACAUCCGGUUCCAGCUACCUGCCCGGAGUGUGUGUGGGGGCAGCAGAGACCAAUGGGUUCAAGAACUGAUGAACUGCUUUGAUCUCAGAGAAUGUGGACAUGUGGACGCUGGGAGCGCGGCCUCCCGGCAGCACUCACCUCCCCCCAGCAGCCAGGUUCCUGAGCCCACAGAAACGGCACCUUUAGACCUGGGCUCCCCUGCCCAGACGCACCUGCCACCUGCCGUGUGGUCCACCCAGGCACCCACACUUCCAGCAGGAGCGCCGUCCUCGGAUGAAAAGCUCGCCCACAUCAACGAAACUGCUACACCCACUGUGGGCCUCGGGCUUGGGGCUGGGCCUGAGGCUGGGGAGAAGCAGAAGCAGUUGGAAGACAAUGUGGGACCGACAUCUGGGACACCAGCUACGGUCCCUGUGGUAUCCCUCCUGGCCAUCACCCUUGCUCUCACCAUUGUCCUCUUGUACAUCCUGUGCCAGAGGAGGAGGGAGCAGUGCUGGCAGCAGUCUCCAGAUCUACAGCUCCAUUACACACCUGUGGCAUCAGACUCCAACGCUUGAGCUAAGAAUGGACAUCUCCGAGGGCAGCCA
This is a messenger RNA of Puma concolor (puma), 786 nucleotides long. RefSeq names its product C-X-C motif chemokine ligand 16 (gene CXCL16). NCBI's taxonomy places the organism in Eukaryota, Metazoa, Chordata, Mammalia, Carnivora, Felidae. Gene Ontology annotation, molecular function: chemokine activity; scavenger receptor activity; low-density lipoprotein particle receptor activity. The record is from RefSeq and is a predicted model, not a curated record. Gene Ontology annotation, biological process: response to type II interferon; receptor-mediated endocytosis; response to tumor necrosis factor.